Messenger RNA from Teleopsis dalmanni, 685 nucleotides. It is a transcript of the gene RpL18A, whose product is annotated as 60S ribosomal protein L18a. Gene Ontology annotation, cellular component: ribosome; cytosolic large ribosomal subunit. The transcript has 2 exons. Gene Ontology annotation, molecular function: structural constituent of ribosome. Gene Ontology annotation, biological process: translation. Lineage: Eukaryota; Metazoa; Arthropoda; Insecta; Diptera; Diopsidae. The record is from RefSeq and is a predicted model, not a curated record. The coding region runs from base 88 to 621 and encodes 177 amino acids.
UUCAUUUACACUUCAGUGGUAUAAGACCAUGUUUCAACUUGACAGAUUCUUUUUCUAUCCGGUUCCUUUUCGUGAACGCCAGCCAAAAUGAAAGCAAAGGGACAGUUGAAGGAAUAUGAAGUCAUUGGCCGCAAAUUGCCAACGGAGAAGGAACCACAAACUCCUCUUUAUAAGAUGAGAAUAUUUGCGCCUGACAAUAUUGUUGCAAAGUCGCGUUUCUGGUAUUUCUUGCGUCAACUAAAAAAGUUUAAGAAGACAACUGGAGAAAUAGUGUCAUUGAAGCAAGUAUACGAAACUUCGCCUAUUAAAAUUAAGAACUUUGGUAUUUGGCUUCGUUAUGAUUCUCGUUCUGGUACACAUAACAUGUACCGCGAAUAUCGUGACCUAACAGUUGGAGGAGCUGUUACACAGUGUUAUCGUGAUAUGGGUGCUCGUCAUCGUGCUCGUGCCCAUUCCAUUCAAAUUAUUAAAGUGGAGGCUAUCCCUGCCAGUAAAACACGCCGGACUCAUGUUAAACAGUUCCAUGAUUCAAAAAUCAAAUUCCCUCUUGUGCAAAGAGUCCACCACAAGGGCAACAGAAAAAUCUUCUCUUACAGGAAACCAAGAACCUAUUUCUUGUAAAUAUUCUGUGACUAACACAAUUUUCGUAAAUAAAGAUUUAAAGUUUUGAAAAUUAUAAAUAAAA